Messenger RNA from Cucumis melo (muskmelon), 2780 nucleotides. RefSeq names its product filament-like plant protein 3. NCBI's taxonomy places the organism in Eukaryota, Viridiplantae, Streptophyta, Magnoliopsida, Cucurbitales, Cucurbitaceae. Bases 423 to 2648 code for a protein of 741 amino acids. The record is from RefSeq and is a predicted model, not a curated record. The transcript is spliced from 5 exons.
GACUACAAUUUCUUUUGAGGCCCCAUUCUUGAAUUUCACACUAUCGUAUGCCCCAAUCACAUGCUCUCUCUCUCUCUCUUCCUUAGCUUUUUUUUUUCUUUUUUUUUUUUUUCCAAUAUUUCGAAAGCUACCAUUGUGAAAAGAAGUGGAAGAACAAAUUAAAAUUUUCUUCAUUAUCUGCUAUUCCUUGUUUGUUUUUCUCCAUUUCUUCAGACAUUCCGCAGAUUCUUGCAGAGCUAAGCUGUUCUUUUAGUUUCUUCUUCAGUUCUUAAAACCAAACCCCCUCCUCCCUGGGAUUCCAUUUUUUUGUUUUGCACUGCAGAUUCCUGUUCAGUCUCUCAUUUUUUUGUGUUUUUUUUGUUCUCCCUUCUGGUCAAAGAUGGUGCUUUGACCAUUGGACUGAUUGGAAAUAAGAAGUUAAGAUGGAAAGAAGAAAAUGGCCAUGGAAGAGGAAGUCAUCUGAUAAGAGUCCUGGAGAAACUGAAAGUUCUGGUUCAAUGUCAUCGUAUUCAGAGAGAUUUUCCGACGAGCAGGAUGCAGCCAAGUCAUCUCCCAAUCAUGAGACUCAGUCUCCAGAAGUAACGUCAAAAGCGAUAUGUAAGGAAGAAGACAUUGAUGAUGAUUUGCCAAAACAAGAAGAGAUCAACGAUAGUGUGAAAAGUCUAUCCGAGAGGUUAUCAGCUGCUCUUGUAAAUGUGAAGGCCAAAGAAGACUUGGUAAAGCAGCAUGCUAAAGUUGCGGAAGAAGCUAUCGCAGGAUGGGAAAAGGCGGAAAAUGAAGUUACACAUCUAAAACAGCAGCUUGGGACUACAGUUCAGCAAAAGUCUGCCUUGGAAAAUCGAGUGAGCCACCUUGAUGGGGCCCUAAAAGAAUGUGUUAGGCAGCUUAGGCAGGCAAGGGAGGAGCAGGAGCAGAAGAUUCAUGACGCGGUGGAGGAAAAAACCCGAGAUUGGGAGUCCACCAAGGUGGAUCUUGAGAGGCAGCUCCUAGCACUCCAGAGCAAAGCAGAUACUGCCAAAUGCGAAUCUCCUAAAGUUGAUCCUAGCAUUGGCAAGAGGCUUGAGUUAUUGAAAAGAGAGAAUGCAGCCCUCAGGCAUGAGCUUCAUGCUCAAUAUAGGGAAUUAGAAACGAGGACUAUUGAGAGGGAUUUGAGUACACAAACAGCUGAAACAGCCAGUAAGCAGCAUCUUGAGAGCAUAAAGAAAAUGGCCAAGCUCGAGGCUGAGUGUCGCAGGUUAAAGUUUAUGUCAUGCAAACCAUCAUUGGUAGAUCACAAAUCCAUAGCUGCUUCGACGAUCUCUAUCGAGUCACUUACCGACACUCAAUCAGAUAAUGGGGAGCAGCUUAGUGCAGUGGAUAUUGAAAUAAGAACCGAACGAAACAAAGGCGAGCCUAGUUGCUCACAUCCACGGGCAUCAACCUUACUUGCAGAACUCAAUCAGCUUGGGAAUGAAAAGCCCGUUAGCAGUAAUCUUCCGUCUUCUCUUGAACUUGAUCUCAUGGAUGAUUUUCUUGAGAUGGAAAGGCUUGCUUCGUUACCUGAAACUGAUACUGGAAAGAGUCGUCAAGAAUCAGAAGCUUUCCCUCGUUCUACUGCAGAAGAAAAUGCACUAAGAGCGGAGCUUGAGGCCUUGCGGCAUGAGAGAUCUCUAAUGGAGGAGAAGCUGGGUGAGAUGGAGGAAGCGAAGAUUGAAUUGGAAGAGAAGCUGAAACAAAUGGAAGUGGAAAAGGAUGAAUUGGAAGAGAGGCUGGAGAUGAUGGAAAUAGAGAGAGAUGAAGCGAAUCAAAUGUUGGCAAAAAUGGAGACCGAACAAUACAAAUUGGGGCAAGAGUUGGUGAAGAUGGAAGAAGAGAAAGUUGAAAUGGGAGAGAAAUUAAUGAAGUUGGAGACACAGAAAGAUGAACUGGAGACUGCUCUAUCCCGAAGUCAGAACUCUGUUGAGCUUUCACAAUUUCAACUCAAGGAAACACAAAUGAAACUGGAAAAGUUACAGAAUGAACUCACCGUUGGAAAUGAAUCAAAGUUAAGAAUUGAGUCUCAACUUAUCAGCAUGGAAGCAGAAUCUCUGACCAUGUCUGCGAAAGUUGAGAUGUUGGAAUCUGAUAUUCAAAAAGAGAGGGCUUCAGCAAUGGCAUUGACUGUCAAGUGUCAGGUACUGGAAGAGGAGCUUUCAAGAUUGAAACAGGAUGAAAAGCUAUCACAAAGUGAAAUCUCCAAAAAUGAGUUGAAGAUAAAGCAGGAGGAUCUAGCAGUAGCUGCUGGGAAACUUGCUGAGUGUCAAAAGACAAUUGCAUCUCUUGGGAAUCAACUUAAAUCUCUAGCUGCACUUGAAGAUUUUCUUAUCGAUACGACACAUCUACCGGAGUUCACAGCCAGUGAAUCUCUAAACAUCACUAUAGAUGGUGAGGAGCAAUGCAAGCAUCCGUACGGAACACUUUCACCCAAAAGAGAUUCAGACUUUACUAAAGUAGUUGAUGACAAUUCUGAACCAUUAAUGAGUAAGAAUGGAGACGACUCGCCCCCUUCAUCAUCUUCUUCAACUUCAUCAUCUAUGAUAACAAGUCAUGUUGUCAAUUCUGAAAAAAACCGAAAUGGUUUUGCAAAGUUUUUCUCACGAACCAAGAGUGGGAUAAAACUAGAAAUAUAGUCAGGGAUGCAUAUGGUGUCUAAAGAUGAUGGUACAGUACACAAAUUUGACUGUAAAACAGCUUAGUUCUUGUGCAUCUUGAAUUUGCUGAUUAAAUGCUGUUUAAUAGUAGAUUAGUGUUUUAAAUCUUCA